AUGAAAGUGAUUAUUAUACUAUUUUUAGCAACGCAAUGCGGAAAUUGUGCAAAAAUUUUAGGCAUCGUGCCUACCCCUUCGUACAGCCACCAAGUAGUCUUCCAACCCAUUUGGAGGGAGUUGUCGUUACGUGGCCAUCAGGUAACAACUCUCACAACCGACACAAUCAACGAUCCAUCGCUUGUAAAUUUGACGGAGAUUAAUUUGCACUUUGUGUACGACAUUUGGGAAACGAAAGUUCAGAAUUUCAUGAACUCACUAAAUGGGUUUCAAAUGUACCAUUACGGAUUCGAAGCGUUAUUAACGGUUGCAGAUGCAGAACUUUCACAUUGCGAGGUGCAGAACUUGCUCAACGAUGAGGAUGCUCACUUCGAUCUGGUGAUUGCUGAGUACUUUUUACCGACAAUGUUUAUAUUCGCGCAAAAAUUUGAUUGUCCCCUUGUUGGUGUAGUUUCUAUGGAUUUACCAAAUUUCAGGUACAGGUUAGUGGGAAAUCCUAAUCACCCAGUCCUUUAUCCGGAUGUUUUUCUUCCACUGUCCGGUGAACUGACAUUUUUCGAGCGACUAUUGGGCGUUAUGUUUUCUGUUGCAACGGAUAUGUACAUAUACUUUUACCUAAAUGGAGCCGAGCAGGCUGUUAUUAACAAGCAUUUCGGUGAAGACUCCCCCACUAUAAGCGAAUUGGCGAAGAAUCCGAGCAUUCUACUUAUGAAUACGAGCCCCACUUUCCACCAACUAAGACCUAUGAUGCCGUCCAUUAAUCAAAUUGGAGGAGGAUUACAUCACGCCUCUAUCAAACCACUACCAAAGGACUUACAAGAUAUCUUGGAUCAAACAGUACAGGGGUUCAUAUACUUCAGUCUGGGCACCAAUGUUCAUAGCCAGUUUCUAUCUGAAGCUUUGCAAAAAGUCCUUCUUCAAACAAUCACGGAACUUCCGUAUCUGGUGCUUUGGCAGAUUGAUUCCGAAAUUAUAAAAAAUAAACCCGACAACGUGAUUGUUUCAAAAUGGUGGCCUCAGCAAAGCAUUCUCAAACAUCCAAGCAUUAAACUAUUCAUAACACAAGGAGGCCUGCAAUCGUUGGAAGAGGGAAUAUAUGACAACGUUCCAAUGGUAGUUUUACCAUUCUUUGCCGAUCAACCCGUAAAUGCCAAAAAUAUUGAAGAGAAGGGUUUCGGACUAGCGCUUGAUUAUAAUAAGUUAACCAAGCAACAAUUUAAGGCGGCAAUUCUGGAAGUAAUUAAUAAUCCGAAAUACCAAGAAAGUAUUAGAGAAAUGACAGAAGUUGCGAAAGAUUUACCGAUGGGCCCCUUGAAACAGGCAGUUUGGUGGAUUGAAUACGUAAUCAGGCACAAAGGGGCAAAGCAUAUGAGAAGUCGAUCCGUAGAUGUGCCAUACUAUCAGUAUUUUCUGUUGGAUGUCAUGGCUUUCCUGCUUGCGACCUUUGUAUUUCUAUCACUUUUGUUACGAUUUACUGUUUGUAAAUUUUAUUUGAUAUUUACUAAAGUCAAUAGUGAAGGUAAACAGAAACGAGGUUAA
Photinus pyralis (common eastern firefly) is the source of this 1539-nucleotide messenger RNA. RefSeq names its product UDP-glucuronosyltransferase 2B7-like. The record is from RefSeq and is a predicted model, not a curated record. Gene Ontology annotation, molecular function: UDP-glycosyltransferase activity. The transcript has 4 exons. Lineage: Eukaryota; Metazoa; Arthropoda; Insecta; Coleoptera; Lampyridae. The coding region runs from base 1 to 1539 and encodes 512 amino acids.